This is a messenger RNA of Oikopleura dioica, 3825 nucleotides long. The record is from the annotation of a GenBank genome assembly. NCBI's taxonomy places the organism in Eukaryota, Metazoa, Chordata, Appendicularia, Copelata, Oikopleuridae.
AUGUCGGCGGUGGAACUGCAGUCGAACAGCUGGAACGUCGCUGCCCUGCAAUAUGCGAUCGAGCUGACGCAGCAAAUAAAGAAGAACUGGCAAAGCGACCAUUACUCCGACGAUCUCGUCGUUUGCGCCCGCAAAUUCUACCUGCACAUAAAGAAGACUUUUGAGGAGAAUGUGCGCACCUCGAAAGAAUGGCGAGAAUUCAGGGAAAAGUUGCAGGAGGAAAUCCUCAUUCUCUUGGUAGACAACCGCCACGCACGGCAAGGAUCCGACUUCUCGGCCACUAAUUUGAAGAAAAUCGUUAAUUCUGGGGGAAGUGCAGACUCAAAAUUCGCGGGUGCUAUCUGUGCGUACAUUUGCUUCAAGAUCUCACACGAGAUAUUCCAAGAGCACAUUAUUAUUUCCAACCGUCUGUCCUCACUGCUCAUGGAAGCUCACGACAACAACAAGAAUAGAACUUUUCAAAGGAAAGAUAUCUUGAUUUCGGAGCUCAUGAUGCUUGUAUAUUCUACCUGCAUGUCGGGCAUGGCGAUUUGGCCUGCUACGUCCAAAUUCGACGAACUCUUAUUCCACGAGGACCAAGUGAAACGCUACCAUGCUUGCUUAUUCUACUUCCACAUGGCCUCAAAGCACCCCAUCGAUUUCUACAGGAAUCACUUUCGCUCGGCAAUGCGUCGAAACAGUCGAAAAACAGAUAAAAUUGUCGCCAAGCUCAUAAAAAUCGUUUGCGAGUCCGUCAACUCUGAGCACAAUGAAAUGCGAGUCGCUGCCUUUAGCGCACUCAAAGCAAUUCUCAAUCUUGUAGCUUCACAAGAAGAAGCGCUAGAAAACCCCAUGGGAGGCGCGCGCUUCACCAACCUCCAACCUAACUCCUCCACUGCCGAAAGACUUCUCGACGAGCACAUACAAACCCUUUCAACGCUCGUGCUUAACCAACGUUCGAUGAAAAACUCGAUCAAUAUUCACCCGUAUCUCCUUCCACUGUUGCCUAAACUUUGUGCCUUCAAUCCAAAGAAGUUUGAGCCCUUCUUCGUCAAAACUAUUGAGUACUGUCUCCAAGAGAUCGCGCCUGCUGGUAAUCAAAAAACAGCAGUCCGACGAAAUCAGGGAACAGCAUUGCUGAGCAUGGGAAUGAUCAUUCAUUUAAUAUGCGAGUCAGACUCGGAAUUGGCUGAUCCAAGUACAAGGCCGACGACAGUUCUCGAAGAGCAGAUCGACACUAAAGUUAUUCCCAAACUCAAGAGUGUGCUAAAAGAAGCUUUUAUUCACUUUCAAAUGAAUAGGGGGAGCGUGGAUUGUGAUCCAACAUUAUUCCAGUGCAUUGAACUGAUUUCGAUAAGCCUUACGGAUCUCCACAAGAAGCUCUGGUUCAAGCCACAGAAUAAGGAAUUUCUGAACAUGAUCGUAGCCUUCGGUCUUAUUGAGAUCAAGGACUCGUGGAUUCGAUGCGUUCAGUCCUUGAACUCGAAGAUAUCCCGUGACCAGGUCUCACAUGGAAUGGAGCAGGUCCUGCUAAAAAACCUCUUCAAUGAACGCCUUCCUAGUCAAAUUAUGAAUGGCUAUUCGGACGAUCACUCCUGCUUAUCCAGUCUUUCUGUUUUGAUACCAUUCAAAAAUGGCGAGGAUUUCGACUUUGGCCGAGUUUCCGUCAGAAAGCGAAUUGCUUCUUUGAAAGCGCUAGAGUGUUUCGAAUUUACGGAUUUCUCACGGUAUAAAAAACUCAUCUAUCGCUGGAAGGAAUAUUUCAACCCGAAGGAAAAAAUUCAGGUGAAAAUCGCUGCCGCUAAAGCAGUAACUCGGGUUUUGCGUCUCUUCAUCAUCCAUUCUUCCACCUGUGGACCCAAUCUUGUUGGCGAAACAACGAUUUCUAAUAUUAUCCGAAAACUGUUACAAAUUGCUGAUACGAUCAUUCCAUACAGGCAGGAAAGCCAAUCGACUCAGCUAAAGCUAGCAAUUUACCGCUCCUUGAAGCCCGAGUUCGAUGCAUAUCUCAUUCAUCAACAUAACUUGGAGCGGAUCAUGAACGCGAUUCACCAGCCGUAUCCGAUAAAAGAAGAGAAUUUCACAGACAGACUGGAGGUGCAAGAAGCCGUGAUGGAAAUCAUUGGACGACUGAAUGCGAUGAAUGCCGCAGAGACGAUGCCACACAUUAGAAUGAUGAUAAAUGAUCUGUGGACACAAUUGCAGAUGCCCGAUCAAGCUUCUGCGAGGCUUUUGGAGGUUCUCUUCCGUCACGCAAACCAGGCCCAGUUAUCUCUCUUCGUUGACCCCACCAUUCGUCAAAUUGAACCACUACUCUCUUACGAAUACGUCCAAAGCUACCCUCCUCGAAUGACAUGCACUCUUAUUGACUGUCUAUCCGCAAUAUCUGCUGUCAACGGUCCACGACUAGAAAAAGGCACCCUGAAUCGUUUCUUUUCGCUCAUUUACCGACUGUUGGUUGAAACAACUGAGCCAACUGUGAAAGUAUCCGCACUUCGUUGUCUCUCGUCGCUCAUCGAGCAUCAUAACUACGUUAUUAGUCCCUAUUUCAAGCACCGAAAGCUUAUGGAUGACAUGUUAGCCUUGGUAACUGCAGAUAAGAAAACAAUGCAGCAUGAAAUUAAUGAGGAGGCCCUGCGAAUGAUUGGUCGGCUGGGAGCACUAGAUCCGUACCAGUAUAAGGAAAUAACUAAGAAGCGCCGUUCCAACAGUAAGAAUGACAAGCAAGAUGGAUUCACGAGUAUAAAUGAGAUGCUUGUCAACGAAUGCAGAUGCCCUGACGAGAAAUUCAUCAUCAGGGUUGCUGUUGAGUUAAUAAAAGCCAAACUCUCUCAUGGAGGCGAUGUUACUGCUCCUCUUCAUUCUCUUGAUCUGCUUAUACAACGGGCUGGAACAAAUAUCCUCCCUCACUUAGGAAAAGUAAUGCCAGAGUUACAUCGCAUCGCACAAGAUCCCUCAGCAAAGAAAGACAUCAAAUCAAACAUUCUCGGUCUGUUCGAAAAGCUUCUGCAGAAAAUGCGUCGACGCGUUUUGCCCUUUAUGAACGAUAUACGACAAACAAUGGAUACACAGAAAGAUAUAAGCCACGCACCUCUGCGGAAGAAACUCGCUCAGCUUAUCUAUCAGGCGGCUUACAAUCUUCAAUACGAGUUCAAGGAUUACAUGGGAUGGGCUGUCCGGUAUAUCCUCGAGCUUUUCGAGAAGCUUAAGUCAUCUACCGAUCCGCAGGACGAAGAAGCGACGAUUUAUUUAGUCCGAGCAAUAGGAAAAUUCGGCUACAUCGAAGCCCAUUAUUCUGUCCUUCUACGUCCGCUAGCAACGAUGCUGCAGAGCGCUACGUCCUCGGAUCAACUCAGAGGUGAAAUACUCGUCGUUCUGGAGGCACGCAUUGUACGUACUGCAAUGCCUGAUUACUUUAUGAUUCUCUCGGAAGCGAUUCUUAUCGCCUUGGAGUACGAAGUCGCCGCAAACAAGCAUACCAUUAUAAAAAAUCAUGGCGAUCAUCCUUCUAAAUUGACAACCGACUAUGUCCUUCGAGAGACUGCGAUAAAAUGUCUCAGGUCGAUGCGUAGCGGAAUGCGCCACUUCAAUCUAUGGGAAGACGAAUACGAUGAUUACUUCCAAAUGAGAACUCGAAGUCUAUGGAAGCCAUCUGAAGAUCCUGAAAUGAUCUUCGAGGAUCAAGCGCUGAAGAAUGACUUUUCUCUCGAUCAAUCGAUGAUUAAGGAGGGUGAGGACGAGCAUGACACUGCCCAUUACAAUUGGCUCAAAGAAGAGUUUGAAGUUGACUGCCAAACCCCUGAAGAUUUCAAAGAUUUGCAAGUACGAAUCAGCAAAUGUUUUUGA